Molecule: messenger RNA, 1176 nt
Organism: Lolium perenne
Lineage: Eukaryota; Viridiplantae; Streptophyta; Magnoliopsida; Poales; Poaceae
Molecular function (GO): protein binding
Source: RefSeq, a predicted model, not a curated record
AUGGAAGGCCACGGACGGACUCUGGCGGCCGCAUCGGUGGCCGCGGUGAUCGGCAACGGCGAUCUCCUCCGUGAGAUCCUCCUCCGCCUCGGCUUUCCCCACUACCUUGUCCGCGCCGCCCUCGUCUCCAAGCGGUGGCUCCUCCACGCCUCCGACCCGGCCUUCCUCCGCCGCUUCCGUGAGCGCCACCCACCCCGCCUCCUCGGCUUCUACAUCGGCUACGUCGGCAGGUCUCAGUUAGUGCUGUUCCCACUGCAACCGGAGCUCGCCGCUAUCUCGAGCCGCGCAGCCUCCUCCUGCGACAACGCCUUGGCCCGCAGACGCCAGUAUAUCCACUGCCGGAACGGCCGCCUCAUCUCCAUAUUCUUGGACGACACCGGGUGGAAGUACGCCCUCGUGUCACCGCUCCUCGCCGGGGACUCCGAACUGGUCCUCCCUCCGAUUCCAACCCUGCUGCCCCAUAAUGACCACGCCCACCUCAAUUGGUGGAUCUACCUGCCCGAGGACGGGGGCCGCGACGGCAUCACCUUCGUGCGUCUCUGGAGGGCUGGGCGAAAGGUCUCCGCAGAGGUGUACGUCCUCGGAUCCGGCGGAUGGGGCGUCCCUAGCACCGCCGCGACAGAGAUAGAGCUCCCGUGUCCGGUAACCGGCCUUAAGCAUAUGGUGUGCCCCGUCCAUGGCAAGAUCUUCACGGCAAUCGGCGUUGGGUACACCCUCGGGCUGGAUUUGGCGGCGGCACGCUUGUUCAUCCUUGAGCACCCACAUGGAGUAGUAGGGAGCAAUUUCAUGCUCUCACAUGCGGAUUCCGGCAUAUAUCUUGUCAAUGUACAAGGGUUUCAGGUCAGUAUAUGGCUCCAUAAGCUUAGGGGCGACGACUAUGGUGCAGGUGGUUGGCUGUUGGUGGACACGUUUUGUGUCCAUGAGGCAUGGAAAAAUGCUGUGGGUGAAAGGCGGGUUGGAGGUUCUCUUGACAUUAUUGCAGUUGGGGAUAAUGCGGAGUUUGCAUUCUUGAAUCAUGCAGCAAGCGGUGCUGUCCUUUAUGUUGAUCUCAGGACCAGGGUGGUUCAGAAGGUGUACGAUCAACGUGAUUCUGGUCAUUUGCAUUGGUAUGGCCACAUUCGUAUCAGUCCUCUUAUGAUGAUCUGGCCUCCUGUCUUCCCGACACUUAAUGGAUGA